AUGCUCACCGUCCCGCCUCAGUACUAUCCGGUCCAAGGUGGCCUUGGUCAACCGCCGAUGAUGAUGUACUGCAACCCCUACCUCCCGCCUCUGGCGCCGCCCCCCUACACCCAGCUCCCAGCAUCCCUGGCAGCCCCUGCCGGCCUGACCCUCGGCACCACCCUCGCCGUCGGCCCAAACGGCCAACUCUAUCAAUACAUCUCCGGCUUCAACAACUCCAACCGCUUCCCUGUGUCAGCGCCCGUCAUCGACCCCGAUUUCCCCGCCGCCAACCACAUCAACAGCACCGGCGGCGCCGGCGUCGAGCCCGGGUUCAACUACUUCUUCCCAACCGAGCACGCCAAAGUCAUCGUGCUGAAGUGCUCCGCGCCUCCCUGGACGCUCGUCCCGGGGACGUACAGCGACAUUCCCUACCACGCGGCCAAAGUACCGGCCAACAUCACCUUGGCCGAGCUGCUGGUCGGGUUCGGCGCGACUAACCCGGACAAGGCCAGGAACCAGUUAUGGGAAUGUUACCCUCAAGGCGGAGGCGCGUGGGGCUGGAAGGAGCACGUCACAGGGGAUGAUGUGAUCAUGAUGGCGCGAACGGUGAGGGACAUGGGGUGGGUGGAGAAGAGGGAUGGGUGUGUGCAGACGGUGUAUUUAUGGAUUACCAAGAGUUGA
This is a messenger RNA of Parathielavia appendiculata, 663 nucleotides long. RefSeq lists its product as uncharacterized. The record is from RefSeq and is a predicted model, not a curated record. Bases 1 to 663 code for a protein of 220 amino acids. The transcript has a single exon. NCBI's taxonomy places the organism in Eukaryota, Fungi, Ascomycota, Sordariomycetes, Sordariales, Chaetomiaceae.